CUCCUAGCAUCCUGACACUAGCUUCUAUACCACGAUGGGCUUCAUCUACUCUCAGUUGCUGGCAAAAUUGCCGUGCCCAGAGCAGCCUCAAACUGGAAGAACCGUAAUCAUCACAGGCUCCAAUACUGGUCUUGGAAAAGAGGCAGCGAAGCAUUUCGCUCGUCUUGGUGCCGGAAAACUCAUUCUCGCCGUGCGAUCGAUCUCCAAAGGCGAAGCUGCUAAGGCGGACAUCGAUGCCGCGACGAAAUGUGAUAAGAAUGUCAUUGAGAUAUGGGAGCUGGACAUGACCAGUUUCGAUAGCGUGAAGCGAUUCGCCAAAAGAGUCAACGAUACGCUCGACCGGCUGGACGUUUUUAUCGCAAAUGCAGGAGUAGUGCGGAAAGAGUACCAUUUGGCAGAAGGGCUCGAAGAGUCAAUUACGGUGAACUACAUCUCAACCUUUUUGCUCGCGGCCUUGGUCCUCCCAAAGAUGAAGGAGACUGCCAACCUCUUUUCUAUUCGGCCUACGCUUGCCAUUACCAGCUCCGGUGCUCACGCACACAGCUCAUUCCCACAGAAAGACCUGGCGCCAGAGGGCAAGCUCAUCGAGACAAUCAGUGAUCGGGAAAUGUGCACCAAAUACUGGGAUCAGCAAUAUCCACUCAGCAAAAUGCUGGAAAUCUUCGCCGUUCGCAGCAUUGGAGAGCAAUCGCCACAGCAAGUCUUCCCGGUAACUAUAAAUGCCGUAGAUCCAGGGUUCUGUCAUUCCGACUUGGCGAGAGAGCAGUCAUCGUGGGUAUUUUCGAUUAUGAAGACGGUUCUUGCGAGGACUACGGAGCAGGGCAGUCGUACACUGUUUCAUGGCGGAAAUGGUGACCGGCAUACGCAUGGGAGAUAUUUGAGUGAUUGCGUUGUUGCUGAGCCUGCUGAGGUGGUUACGAAGAAUGGUGAUGUGCAAGAGAAGCUAUGGAGUGAGCUCUGUGAAAGGCUGGAGAAGAUCUCACCGGGAGUGAUGGAGAACUUCAAGGCAUAAACGAUGCGAGGAGUGUCGAAGAUGGCCAUCAUGGUUCUUAUACAAUUCUCAGCAGCUUGACGUGGAUCGGACAUUGUUGGAAACUUAAUUAUUGACGUAAGAGUAUUACUCGCCCAGUAACA
Cercospora beticola is the source of this 1134-nucleotide messenger RNA. RefSeq lists its product as uncharacterized. NCBI's taxonomy places the organism in Eukaryota, Fungi, Ascomycota, Dothideomycetes, Mycosphaerellales, Mycosphaerellaceae. The record is from RefSeq and is a predicted model, not a curated record.